Messenger RNA from Microplitis demolitor, 1353 nucleotides. RefSeq names its product peroxisomal membrane protein PEX16 (gene Pex16). Gene Ontology annotation, cellular component: peroxisomal membrane. The record is from RefSeq and is a predicted model, not a curated record. Bases 104 to 1120 code for a protein of 338 amino acids. The transcript has 5 exons. Gene Ontology annotation, biological process: peroxisome organization. Lineage: Eukaryota; Metazoa; Arthropoda; Insecta; Hymenoptera; Braconidae.
AUUUUAUUCUGUAUUAGAGAAAAAAACAUCACCGGACUUUUAACCUCCACAAAUAAUUGAAUAAUUAAAAUAGUAAAUACCGAUGUAAAUUAUAUUUUUAAAAAUGGUCAGUCAAUCGGUACCAAUUAAUUCUUCAUAUUUAAGUAUUUAUAAACAAUGGAUAUCAACAAAACCACAAGUAAUUGGUGACAUUGAAAGUACAAUAAGAUGUCUGUCAUAUUUUACAGCAGGACGUUUUUCAAACUCUUCGCUUGCUAGUGAAUUUAUUUAUUCAAUGCCAAAUUUAUUGAUAUUAUUGAAUGAUCGUUUGAUAUACAGUAUUAAGUACAAACAUUUAAAAUUGCCGGAAUUUCAAUCUCAAAUAAGAAUAUGGUUGACAAUUAUCGAGUAUACUGAGGCAUUAUUUGAAGUCACUGCUAAAAAGUUGUGGGGAAAUUAUGGAAAAUGGAUUAUUAUAUUUAUCAUACAAUCUGUUAAAGCAAUAUUAAGACUUCUUCUCGUUCACAAAAAUAAAGAGCGUAUAGUCCAAAACCCAGCAAUCCCACCUUUGAAUCGCGAGAAGCUAAAUAAGAUUAUACGCAACGAGCAUAUACCUAAAGAAGGCUACCAAUUGAAGCGUACUGGAGCUGUAGUACGAAGCGUCCAUUAUCCAGGACCUCUAGAAACCGGUCAGUGGUCAAAAUUGACGCCUUUGUAUGGUGAUGAGUAUAAUGUAGACUCUCCCGACCCGAGUUCACUUAAAAAUCUAAUGAUAUCUGAGACACUCUAUAUCAUGAAACCCCUGAUUCAUUUGACGACACUGAUGGUCAAAGGGAAUAAAAACUGGCUACCUUGGGCUACUGCGCUCACUUUAGAUGCAUUCAGUCUCUACAUUAUUUCCAAGGAAUCAAAGAACGUUAAGUAUAACAAUGACGAGAAGCAAGAGAUUAUUAAGCGUAAAAUAAAUCUAUUGCUGUACAUACUGAGGUCGCCAUUUUAUGACAACUGUAGUAAAGAUAAGAUCAAUUCAUUGUUGAGUUCGAUGAGCAAUACUGUGCCAUUUGCUAGAUUUAUUACUGAUCCCGUUGCCAAGUACUUGCCGCACUGGCAAAAAACUUAUUUCUAUAUGUGGUCAUCUUGAAUUGUGAUCAUUUUAGAUGAUAUUUCUUCCACGAAUUUAUCGGUUGUUAUGAAUUAUUAAUUAUUACUCAACAGAAGGUUUAAAAGUUUUCUAUUUCGUGGGAAAGUAAGUUAUUAUUUUAAAUAUAUCCAUUCCGAUAGGUCUUUAUAUUGUUAAUUAUUGUCGGUAAUUUUAAGAGACUAGUUGUAUUAUGUAAUGUAUUUUUUGUAAUUAAAUAAAUUUAAUUAAUAAUG